Messenger RNA from Cadophora gregata, 360 nucleotides. RefSeq lists its product as uncharacterized. Lineage: Eukaryota; Fungi; Ascomycota; Leotiomycetes; Helotiales; Ploettnerulaceae. The coding region runs from base 1 to 360 and encodes 119 amino acids. The record is from RefSeq and is a predicted model, not a curated record. The transcript is spliced from 4 exons.
AUGCCUCAAGAUCUACCGCCCGUCGGGGGCUAUGAGCCGGUUCAGUAUAAGCGAAACUUGCCGGCGCGAGGCUUCCGUCCAUCAGUCAUGCUCGUCGCUAUGGCCGGCGUCAUGACAUUCGGCUUCUGGAAGGUCGGCAAGGGAAUUAGAGAGCAGAAUGAACUCGCACGCGAAAAGAUGUGGUCGAGAAUCCACCUCAUUCCUCUCCUGACGGCGGAAGAAGAUCGUGAUUUGGUGCGGAGGCAUUAUGCGGAUCAGGCGAGGGAGAAGGCGCUGCUGGGGAGUCAGACGAGUCCGUAUAACUCGGAUAGAUUCGUGAGACCUACAUUCGCUGUUACACCUAGUGAGAGGUCGAAGUAA